Messenger RNA from Clonostachys rhizophaga, 351 nucleotides. The record is from the annotation of a GenBank genome assembly. Lineage: Eukaryota; Fungi; Ascomycota; Sordariomycetes; Hypocreales; Bionectriaceae.
AUGUCUCGCGAACUCAUCUCCAGCGAAAAGUUCCCUCCCAAGCCUCACAACUGCCCUGCUACUAAGGUUCCUGGCCUUGUCUUCCUUGCAGGCCAGACGGCUACCGGAGAGAUCAAGCAGGCUACUAGAACCGUCCUGCAGAACCUCAAGGAAGUUCUUGAGCUCUCGGGAUCUUCUCUCGAGCAGGUCGUCAAGUACAAUGUCUACCUUGCCGACAUGAAGGACUUUGCUGCUAUGAACGAGGUCUACAUUGAAUUCCUCCCCAAGCCCAUGCCUUCGCGCUCUUGCCUUCAGGCCCUUCCCCCCGGCGAUGGUACUGUUAUUGAGAUUGAGUGCAUUGCACAGGUAUAA